Messenger RNA from Photinus pyralis (common eastern firefly), 3105 nucleotides. RefSeq lists its product as uncharacterized. The record is from RefSeq and is a predicted model, not a curated record. The transcript is spliced from 8 exons. The coding region runs from base 477 to 2156 and encodes 559 amino acids. Gene Ontology annotation, cellular component: cytoplasmic vesicle membrane. Lineage: Eukaryota; Metazoa; Arthropoda; Insecta; Coleoptera; Lampyridae.
UUACCGACGUCUCUGCAGUGCGCGCCGCAGUGAAAGCGUCGGCCAAAAUGGCGUCAGUAGUGAAGUUUGCAUCUGUAGACGGUGAUGUAUUGUACGUGUUUAUUGACGUUUAUGAAUAAAAGCACUAGUGAAACUGUAUAAACGAAGAAAGGUGGGUGCCGCUGCAGAGAAGAAGUCAUAUGUGUCCCCAGAAACAUCCAGACGCCAAGAAAAGCGGCGCCAAGGAGUUGAAGCUGUGGCGCCUGGACUUUCCCUGACCUCGCGCGUGCCGGUUUCCUUGUCAACGUUCUUAUUUCAUUUAACCCUUUACUCGUUCCACUAACCUUAAUGGAUAGAUUGUAGAUAAAAGAAUCGCCUUCCGAAAUUAAUUAAAUUAUCAUUUACGUGAACCUUUCCGCGUAAAACUGAUAAUCGAUCUGCGAAAUGUUUCCAGACGCUUACGCUAUUUUGGUAGCGUCAGAGCAACAUCCGUGCUUAUGAUGGCGUCUGUAACACAGGUGCCAUUGAGGAAUUGUGAUGGGGGUCAUUAUUGUUCCCCACCUAAAGAAUGUUGCAAGCAGGGCUGUUGUUAUUUACUUGCACCGUCCGUAUCCUACCGACCACCAACUUUGCCUACCACAAGCAUGCUUAACCCCCUUUUUCUUGGUCAUUGGUAUUUUUGGGCCGCAGUAACAGCAACGGUUGCCGGAAUUUUAUGCGCGUGCUCGUUAUGGAGAAGGCACAGUCAAAGAGGCUUAUGCUGCGGUAACUCUGGACGAGACGAUAGAGCUUCCGAACCUGAUUCCAAUGGAUCGUGUUAUGCACCGCCGCACUACAGCAGAUGCAAUAGCUUCCAUCAAGCCCCUCCGCCGUAUUCUGAGGUAACAUCAAAACCAGAUCUAUAUCCGUUAGUACUCAGUUAUAACGGUUACAAUAUGGAGUCCAAUCAAAAACUGGGAAGAGGCUCAACGGGUUACCUAAUGGUUCAGUAUUUUAGAAAUUACAUAGUCAGACCCGUAGGAACUUUAUCCGCUACGAGCACAAUGGAUUCAUUGGGAUCUAUCUUUAUUUGCAACGCCACAAAUGAAGCGAACACGAUCAUUCCGCCACCAUACUCUUCGGCUGCGAGUUUAGAGGAAGUGAACAACAGUAUACCAACAAGGCCCAGUUCAGAGUUUCCUCGUUCGAUAUCGUCAGCGACGUGUAACGACUUUCACUUAGCUCAACAUAGUCCUAGCGGAUGCUCGCAGCCCGGAAACGUAUCCGCGCCUCAGCCUUCGGCUAAUAUGAACAAUAAAUAUACCAACACAUCAAAUCUAAAUUUGCAUAAUUGUAGUAGAGAAGUGUCGAUUACGAGUAAUCCUUGUUAUAUGCACGACGCGAAGACCACACAGCAAACUUUACUAACGAAACCUCCCGAAGAGUUUGCAAGAAAAACAAAUCAAACUAACUGUGAUUAUUCUCCUCCUUUAAAUGUAGCACAUAAAAGCGCAAAGAAAACGAACCGCAUAGUCUCCUCACACGAAUACGCAAGUAUAGAUUGCGAAAGUCAAGAAGAAGAUCAUAAUUUUUCCGAUUUACUAAACUUAUCUGUGUGCAUUCCUAGUACAAUAACUCAUUUACCCUUAGGUACGGUAACGACCAGUAGCUCACAUUCUCACGAUAUACAACAGUAUAGCGUCGUAAACAGCAUUACUAGUUCGGAUAUCAGCAGUCUUGCAAAUCUGGGUACGCCGGACUCGCCUCCGAGAGCAACCAGUCCAACGGGCGAGCUGCGCGAGUUGUUAGACAAAAUUCAGCAGUUGCCUCAGAAUAAGAGCCCCACACCUAACUCCGAUACAUCGAACGAUGGCCACGAAGUGAAAACGAAAAGUUGUUUUAGCCGCAAUAAGUCUAAAACGCUCUACAUGCCUUUAAGUGAAGGGCCCAGUUACAAUUACCUAAGUAAAGUUUCACCGAGCAGUAAGACAGUGGGCGUGUUCGGUAAAGCUAGUAAGGGUUGGUUGUCACGUUCCGCUCCGAACACGCCGUGCGGGAGUUUUGUGCCCAGUUUUCCGAUAGCCAAAAAACAUUCAAAGAGUCAAAGGGGUAGCAAAACUAAAAUACACGACGCGAGUCCCCUACUAAACGAAAAUGAAGAGUCGGACGACGAGUCCCAAAGAAACCAAUGCUCAUGAUUUAGGAACUUUAGUUGCUACGAAAUUUUUAUGCAUUUUCUGUCUAAGUAUACAAGGUAUUAAUUAUAUGAUUAAUUAAGCUAAAUAUUAAUAGAAUUUUAUAUUCGUAUAUAAUAAUUAUAUGGUUGUCAAUUUAAAAACGAUUUUAACGGUGAAUGUGUGGGUAAUUGUGUUAGGAUUGUUAUUGUUCAUUGAUUAAUAAGAAAUGAAAUCAAUAUUUUUCGAAAUAUAAUAGUAGAAGCGCCUCAAAAAUAGAUAAAUCAGCUGAAGUGUACUUAAAUUUUACUUUCAUUAUUGAGACAUUAGCGAUUUUGAAGUUUGUUAUUGUUAACCAGUAUUAUUAUACCCUGUUGCUUCCAUUAUAGAUGAUAAUAAACUUCAUUUUCCUAAUGAAUUUGCCAAAAUGUAAAAAUGCAAGCGCAAUGGCGGCAAAGGCAUUUGAAAACUAUAGGUUUUGUAAGAGUAGUAAUUUGAACAACAAAAUAACAGGUGAAAUUAAGCAGAAAUUGUUGGUUUAAUCUCACCUAACUUAUUUUAUAAUUUCAUCGUUGCAGAUAAUAAGCGCGAUGUAUUUUUGACAUAAAUUUCUACAAAAACUCUGCAACUUUGAGACUAAUCCAGAAAAUCAGCGACAGGUUUCAAAAGUGAACAGAUUGCUCGUUAUUCUUUGGAUAAAACGAAAUGGUCAUUUAUACCUACAACCGGAAGUUCCUUUUGUGCUAUUACAGUUUAUAAAACGAUAAUGACAAAUCAUUUACAGUUUGCUCAAGACAUUCCUUAAAUUCGCUGACUCCUCCCACUUAUGAAAUCUGAUAUGCUGUAAAUAGUUUUUGUGCACUGAUUUGUUAACGAUUAUCUAAAUACUUAAUUGCUUAGACAAUACUUUUUAUUAGCAAAUUACUCUUAUGAAGAAAACAUUUUUUUAAUUCGCAUUUUAUGCCUAGAGAGA